AUGCCCUCCCGCACUCUCGUCCCCCGCAUCACCCCUCUCAUGCGACACACCGUCACCCACCCACCCGUCAUCAUCCAUACCACCGGCGCCGCCGCUGCUGCCGCCCCGCACUACGAGCACAGCUUUGAGAACGAUACCGAGUUUUCUCCUUGGUGGUUUGCCAACUCUGCGCCUGUACCUUCUGUCCACCCGAACCAAACAACCACAGCCGUUAGCCACGGCCCUCCCUCCCCUACACCCAUCCUCACCCCAUCCGCGCCGAAUCAGCAACCCACACUCAACCAAGACCCGGCCAAGAAGUCUCACUACACCCCACCGCCUUACACUUGGGUAGACUAUCGACUCAGCAUGGUCUAA
Messenger RNA from Cryptococcus wingfieldii CBS 7118, 357 nucleotides. RefSeq lists its product as hypothetical. NCBI's taxonomy places the organism in Eukaryota, Fungi, Basidiomycota, Tremellomycetes, Tremellales, Cryptococcaceae. The transcript is spliced from 2 exons. The coding region runs from base 1 to 357 and encodes 118 amino acids. The record is from RefSeq and is a predicted model, not a curated record.